AUGGACGCGCCCACCGCCACGGGCAAGCGCAAGCGGCCUGCCGCCGAGGAGGUGUCCGACGCCGAGGUGGAGGAGUUCUCCGUCAUCUUGCGCCGCAUGCGCGACGCCACCCGCCGCUUUGUAUCGCGCGGCAGCGCAGGGGCACGUGCUCCAUCGUCGUGGCACCCCAGCUUCUGGGAGGACUUGGCGCCAGCAGCACAGCCAGCACCGACACAGCCACAGCGGCCAUCCGUGGACGCGCGUCUCACCGAGGACGCCAAGCCACCGCCACGGCCCUCAGGCAUCUUCCUCGACCUGAACGCCGAGCCGGAGCCCGAGGCACCGGCCACGCCGUGA
Lolium rigidum is the source of this 336-nucleotide messenger RNA. RefSeq names its product protein NEGATIVE REGULATOR OF RESISTANCE-like. The record is from RefSeq and is a predicted model, not a curated record. Bases 1 to 336 code for a protein of 111 amino acids. NCBI's taxonomy places the organism in Eukaryota, Viridiplantae, Streptophyta, Magnoliopsida, Poales, Poaceae. The transcript has a single exon.